Molecule: messenger RNA, 807 nt
Organism: Penicillium chermesinum
Lineage: Eukaryota; Fungi; Ascomycota; Eurotiomycetes; Eurotiales; Aspergillaceae
Product: GNAT family N-acetyltransferase
Exons: 1
Coding region: 1-807 (268 amino acids)
Molecular function (GO): acyltransferase activity, transferring groups other than amino-acyl groups
Source: RefSeq, a predicted model, not a curated record
AUGAAGACGCGAGUUCGUGGCGUGACGCACGCUUCACAAGAUAAGAAGUGGGAUUGCGGGGAGGCGGAUGGACCGAGGUUGCUUUCCCCGGGCGGCACCGCAGCCUUCUUCUCUGCAACAACCAAAUUUCUACCCAGCGCUCAGCCAGCCUUCAUGCAGUCUCCUCUGCAAGAAAUCCUCUCCCAGCUAUCGCUGACACAAGAAAUCAGGACAUCGCGGCUUACUUUGAGACCCUUUAGACAGGAUGACCUGCAGGUACUAUCCAGGCUGCGCGCCAUCCCAGAAGUGAUGCAAUGGACAAGUCAAGGUCGAGUAGACCGCGAUGGCGAAACACAAGCCUGGAUGAGCAUGUUCAUUUACGAGGGUGAUAGCUCUCCACGACACAACUUUAACUUCGUCGUCAUCCUGCGUGGAAAUCCUCCAGAAGACGCUUCCCAGCCGGGAUUCGCCGAAGACCAGAUUAUCGGCGUGUGUGGGCUGACAGCACUAGAUUCUUUACCCGUGUCACCCCUUCCUAACUUUGGAUACAUGUUUUUUCCAGAAACAUGGGGGAAAGGCUACGCUACCGAAGCUGUGAUGGGGUUCCAAAUAGCUUGGCAGCAUAUAAUCAGGUCUUACUAUGAUUCGGCCGUUUCAACACCCAAUGGCCCCAACCUCGGCCUGAUACGCGCCGUUACACUCGAGGGUAACAUGGGAAGUUCGAAGGUCCUCGAAAGGUGUGGCUGGAGGGUGUACGAAACUGCCGAGCGUGGACCACACGAGUCACGAGUCUUGAGGUGGGUUCUUGAUUCAAUGGCUACUUUAUAG